AUGGUAUGUUGCUUAGGACUCACUAUUGAUAUAUCUCGUUACAUCAGCCGUCUUCUUCAAAAUAUCUAUGAUCAAGAGACUCGUUCAACAACAUUUUUCAAAGCUAGUAAUGUUACAUUAUUUGCUGCUGUACACGUUAAUGAUUUAUGUACACUUAUACCUCUUGAGCAAUGGACGGAAUCAUUACAGCAUUUUCUCUAUGAUUAUGUACCAUAUGAACAAGUGCAAGGAUUAAUUGUUGAUACUAUUAUUGAGUUAGUUCGUUUUGUUUUACAAAAUCAAUACUUUAUUUUCGAUAACAAAAUUUAUCGACAAAUUAAAGGUUGUGGUUUUGGUCGAGCGUUAAAUCAUCUAUUAGCAAAUAUUUAUAUGUUCUAUUGGCAACAAGAUUUAGUUAAAACAUUAGUUAAUCAAAAUGAAAUAUUUGACCGAUAUCUUACUGAAAUGUUUUUUACUUGA
This is a messenger RNA of Rotaria sp. Silwood1, 459 nucleotides long. NCBI's taxonomy places the organism in Eukaryota, Metazoa, Rotifera, Eurotatoria, Philodinida, Philodinidae. The record is from the annotation of a GenBank genome assembly.